AUAUAAACAAUUGUGAGAAAAAUCUGUGCCAAUCAUCACUAACGUGUAGACUGUAGUACUUUAUAUGACUAUCAUGCAAGCAAGUCUGUUUUAUUUAGACUUAAAUUUGUAAACUUUGAGUUGUCGGAGAAGAUGAGGCAGCAAGCCAGUCGUUAUGGAUCAGGAUCACUAGCCACACCUGAAAAUGGUUAUAAACGUAAAGCAUAUCUCGUCUAUGCUAGUACUUAUCCUAGUUGCGAGUGAAGGCAAACAGGAGAAACGGAAACAGCAGCGCGUGGAAAACACUUUGUGGAAAGCUGAGUACGAGAACGAAUUAAGUGAUGCUAUGCUAUCGCCUAAACGAGGAAAUAAUGUAACUCGAAGUCGAAUAGCCCAAUCGCCUGCGAUGUCGGACAAUGAGGCCGUUGUAGAAAAACUAAUGGAUACGAUCACCGCAAGCGAAAAAUAUUUGAAAAAAAUUGAGAGUAUAGAUUUCAGAUUAAAUAGGCUCGAUAUAGAAAUUCACGAGAAAACUAACAGCAUUUUGAAAUAUUUAACUGAAAUCAUUACAGCAAUUCAAAACCAAACUCCCUCGGAUAAGUUACAAAUGUUGGAUGUUAUGAAAUCUGACAUUGGCCAAAUUAGAUAUAUGGUUGAACAGCAAAGUUCUGCUAGCAAGUCUAAUGUGGUGGAUAAUUCAGAGUGUAAUUUGGAGGGAACGCUGGAUACACGCCUAUCUUUCCUAGAAAGUAACUUGAAAUCUGUUUUGACUAGCGUUGAAGGGAUAACUACAGUGAUUUCAGAAGUGAAAAAUCGUCAGCGAUCCCAAAAUUUGAAUAAGAAUGAUAACAAUGAGAUAAGUCAAAUUGGGAAAGGAAUUGAUGUUACGGCUUUAAUUAGUGAAUUUCGAAGAGCGAUACAAGAGCAAAAAGCAAGAAAAUGCGAUUGCAAGAUAGGUCGCGUAGAUCGAUCAGAGCGAUACCCAACUGAUUGUCAUGAAAUACAAGCCCAGGGUUUCAAUAUAACCGGGAUAUACAAAAUCAAGCCUGAAGACAUCGAACCCUUCUACGUGCUAUGUGAUCUCAGUUCUGCAGGCGGCGGGUGGACGGUGAUACAAAAUCGGUUCGAUGGUACCCAAGACUUUCUUAAGAACUGGGCGGAAUACAAACAUGGGUUUGGUAAUCUUGCGGGCGAAUUUUGGCUAGGUUUGGAGAAGGUGUAUUACCUUACUAACCAAAAGCUAUACGAAUUGAGGAUUGAGAUGGAAGGACAAAAAAGACAAGAGGCUUCUGCCAGUUAUUCGGUAUUCACUAUAGGACCGGAGUAUGAAGGUUAUAGAAUAAGUACGCUUGGAACAUUUCGUGGUAGCGCUGGCGAUUCUUUGUCAUAUCACGCUGGCCAAAAGUUUUCAACGUAUGACAUGGAUAAUGACGAGUGGAAGGAAGGGUCUUGUGCCGUCGAACACGGGGGUGCUUGGUGGUAUAAGGAAUGUGAUAAAAGUAAUUUGAACGGCAAAUAUGUGAAUUCAGCGGACGAAAGUAACGGCCAAUCAAUCUACUGGAUAUCGUUCAAAGGUCCGAAUUCUCCGCUUUACAAAACCAGGAUGAUGAUCCGACCUUUGCCGGCCAGUCGUCCAUUGGAUAGUACCGGGAAAGCACGGGCCUUACAAGACAAUUCAAAACGACCGAAGUCGGACAUGAAACCACGCAUCAAGGAUCCAAAGAUUCCGUACGACAUGGGACGCGUUCGCUCGCCUUACCGAUAUGACGACAACGUGCAGCCCGACGCAUUCUUUCCAAACUACGCGUGAUUCCUGAUUGAUAAAAUUAACUUACAGUUUUAAUAAAAUUCAUCAACAAUG
Molecule: messenger RNA, 1840 nt
Organism: Maniola jurtina (meadow brown)
Lineage: Eukaryota; Metazoa; Arthropoda; Insecta; Lepidoptera; Nymphalidae
Product: angiopoietin-related protein 7-like
Exons: 8
Coding region: 185-1789 (534 amino acids)
Source: RefSeq, a predicted model, not a curated record